GCCAUUGGAAACAGGUGAGCUCGAGCAGAACAGAUCUCUAUGGGGUCAGUGAAGAUGUUCCAGAUGAAGAUGCUGGAAUGGGCCAUAGUGCUACUGGGCCUGCAGUCUGCGUAUGCAGGAUAUUUGACAGAUGUUGGGGACAAUGGGUCAGAUGAUGUUUUUUUGCCAACAACGGUCUUCCCCACUGUGCCAAAUCUGGUGACAACGUCAGAACCUAAUCCGGAUCAUCAAUCUACCAUCUGUAGCACCUGGGGAAAUUUUCACUUCAGGACCUUUGAUGGUCAUUUCUAUCAGAUGGCUGACACAUGUAACCACAUUCUGGCUGGGAUGUGUGACACACAUGUCUCAGAUUUUAACAUCCAAAUGCAAAGAACAAUUGUGAAUGGCUCGGUUACUUUCACCUCAGUCAAAUUAGAGCUAGAGGGGACGUCCAUCAAAUUUAGUCAAGGCAAGAUCUUCAUGGACGACCAAGAGGUAUCUAUUCCCAUGAGUCAGAAUGGAAUUAAAAUCGAGGGAAGCUCUUCGAGUGUUAAGGUCUCCAAAUAUGGAUUGACUGUUUUUUGGGAGGAAGAAGAUCACUCUAUGGUGAUUGAACUCGCUGAGAAGUACCGAGGUCAGACAUGUGGACUCUGUGGAAACUUCAAUGGCGACAAGACUGAUGACGUGAUUGUAACAGAUCCAGAGACAUGGAAGGUGUCCACAUCAGCUGAACCCUGUGAAAAAGUUCCUCUUCCCCCCAGCGAUCAGUGUGAAAACCAGGUUGACAUUUGUAAGCAGUAUCUGGAGAGUUCAGGGUUUGAUGACUGUCGCCCUCUGAUGGACCUGAGUUCAUUUGAGAAAGUUUGCGCAGACGACCUGUGUCAAUGUCCUGGCAACCAAGACUGUGUCUGCAACACGCUUACAGAAAUAUCACGACAGUGCACGCAUGCUGGUGGCAGGCCCGGAACGUGGAGAACAGACAAACUAUGUCCAAAGACAUGUCCACUAAACAUGGUAUACAUGGAGUGUGCUGGCCCAUGCAAAAACACCUGCUCCGCCCCAAAUGGAACCCUGCUGUGUACAGAUCACUGUACAGAUGGCUGUUUCUGCCCUGAGGGCACUGUGGAAGACAACAUUGGUAACAGUGGUUGCGUUCCAUUAAACAAAUGCCCAUGUAUGCACGCUGGCACAAUAUACCAGACUGGAGAGUCAUACGAGCAAGCGUGUAAAAAAUGUGAGUGUGCUGCUGGAUACUGGAGUUGCACGGAUCUGGACUGUCCUGGAAUCUGCUCUGUUGUGGGAGGCUCUCACAUCACCACCUAUGAUGGAAAAACUUACAGCUUUAAUGGCAACUGUGACUACAUCUUCACUAAGCACUCUAAUGACAGCAGUAUCGCUGUUGUUGGAAAUCUGGACAAGUGUGAGCCGAGCCGAACAGACAUGUGUUUGAAUUCUGUUACUCUGGUCAUGUCAGAGACCAUAGUGACCACUGUCAUUUUUUCAUCCAGUGGGACUGUCACGCUAAAUGGAAUCAGUCCAGAUAAGUUUCCAAUUAUCACAGAGCAACUGGUCAUCUACCGGCCCUCAUCAUCCUUCAUUAUCGCUGAAACAAAGAGUGUUAGUCUAGAGAUUCAAAUUUCUCCAAUCAUGCAGGUGUAUAUUAUAGCCAGCACCUCAGAGAAAGGCAAAUUGAGUGGUCUGUGUGGGAACUAUAACGGUGUCCAGAAAGAUGAUUUUAAAACAGAUUCGGGCAUUAUAGAGGGAACACCAACAUCCUUUGUCAACUUUUGGAAAAAAAACCCAUACGGUUGUCCAGAUGUUGAAAACACAUUUGAUAACCCCUGCAGUCUGAGAGUGGAAACAGAAAAACUUGCAAAAGACUGGUGUUCCCGUCUGACGGAUCCAAAUGGAAUCUUCUCCUCGUGUCAUUCAGAAAUAUUUCCUGAAACUUACUAUCAAAACUGCGUUUAUGACACCUGUAAGUGUGCUGAUAUUGAGAAGUGUAUGUGUGCUGCCCUCUCCGCCUAUGCCCAUGCAUGUGCCGCAAGAGGGAUCAUUCUUCACGGAUGGCUGGAUUCAUACCCCUGUGACGAAGUGUUCGAGUGUUCAGAAAAUAUGGAGUACUCCUACAAUGUGACCGGUUGUAGCAAAACCUGUCGUUCUAACUCUAAGACCGACUACAUCUGCAAAAUGUCUACACCUGUGGAAGGCUGUGUUUGUUCUGAAGGGACUUACCUAAACGAUGCAGGCGACUGUGUGAAUGCUGACCAGUGUCCUUGUUACUAUAACAACCUGCUCAUAGAGCCAUCAGGAUUAAUAAACAUUGAUGGUGCCAACUGCACCUGCACCCUCGGCAAAAUACACUGCUACAGUCCGGAAGACUGUGUGGCCCCAAUGGUCUACGUCAAAUGUUUGAUUAGUGAACAUGGAAAAACAGGAACAGAGUGUCAAAGGACAUGCCAGAACCAAGAUCCAAAUAACUGCGUCAGCACAGGUUGUGUAUCAGGUUGUAUGUGCCCAGAUAACCUGCUAGCCGAUGGUCAAGGUGGCUGUGUAGAGAAGGAAAACUGUCCCUGUUUUCACAAUGGAUUAACUUAUUUACCUGGGGAUGAGAUUCAAGAUGAAUGCAACACCUGCAAAUGCACAAAAGGGAUGUGGAGUUGUACUGGUAAAGAUUGUUACGGCACCUGUACCAUCUAUGGUGAAGGACAUUAUAAGACUUUCGAUGGAAGAAAAUAUUUUUACCACGGAGCCUGUGAAUACAUCUUAGCACAAGAUUACUGCAACAUGGGGGAGAGUCAAUACUCAUUACGUAUUGUUACAGAAAACAUUCCCUGUGGCUCCACCGACUCCAUUUGCUCCAAAUCUAUCAAUCUUUUCUUUGGGAAAUACAAGGUGGCUUUAUCUGAAGCGGAUGGAGUAAAGGUUAUUGAAACCAAUGGCACCGACUACAAAUAUCAAAUCAAUUCUGUGGGGAUUUACAAAGUCAUUGAGAUCAAAAAGCUUUUAAACUUAAUUUGGGAUGGCCAAACAACUCUGAUGAUCCAACUCCAUCCCAGCUUAAAGGGCAAAGUGUGUGGACUGUGUGGAAACUUUGACGGUAAUGCAAAUAACGACUUUGUAAAGCACGAUGGAGAAGUAGUAACUGAUGCGGUGGUGUUUGGGAAUAGCUGGAAAGUGAAACCAAGCUGCCCAGAAGUGGACAGUUUGAAAGACCCUUGUGAGAAAAACCCUCACCGGAGUGUCUGGGCUAUCAAACAAUGCAGCAUCAUUACAAGCAAUGUCUUUCAAGACUGCCAUGCACAUGUGGACUCUGCCCCAUACUAUGAUGCCUGUGUGAGGGACACCUGUGCAUGUGAUUCUGGUGGAGACUGUGAUUGUUUCUGUACAGCAGUGGCUGCUUAUGCGGCUGAAUGCCGAAAGAAAGAGGUUUGCAUUGCAUGGCGGACUCCACAUAUUUGUCCUUUAUUCUGUGACUACUACAAUGGCCCAGUGGGAGACUGUGAGUGGCACUACAGAGCCUGUGGUUCAGCCUGCAUGAAAACAUGCAAAAACCCAGAAGGGACCUGUUCCAAUCAAAUUCCUCUUCUAGAAGGGUGUUUUCCUCAGUGCCCUUCUGACAGGCCAUUUUUAAAGGAAGAAACUCAAAAAUGUGUCACAGAGAUAGAGUGUGCUCCUACGUGUGUAUAUGAUGGGAAGGAGUUCAUGAUUGGAGAAGAAGUGUACCACACCACAGAUGGAAAUGGCAUGUGUUUCAAAGCUGUGUGUGGAUCAAAUGCAACAAUAAUUAGAUAUAUGGAAACUUGUGUCACAACAGCUACACCAUUUACUUUCACAACAACAACAACACCUACAACCACACAACCAUCAACAACAACACAACCAACAACAGCUACUAAAACCACUGGUGCGUCCACAACUGCAGGACCAUCAACAACACAACCAACAACAGGAACACAAACCACUGGUGCGUCCACAACUGCAGGACCAUCUACAGGAACACAACAAUCAACAACACAAGUAUCAACAACUUUUUAUGCCACUGGUUUCUCCACAACAACAGGACCACCAACAACAAAACCAACAACAGCUACACAAAUGACUGGUGCUUCCACAACUGCAGGAACAUCAGCAGUAACAGAACAAUCAACAACCCCAGAAUCAACAACUUCUCAUACCACUGGUUUGUCCACAACUACAGGACCACCAACAACAAAACCAACAACAGCUACACAAACCACUGGUGCUUCCACAACUGCAGGACCAUCAACGAGAACAGCACAAUCAACAACACAAGUAUCAACAACUUCUCAUACCACUGGUUUAUCCACAACUACAGGACCACCAACAACACAACCAACCACAGCUACACAAACCACUGGUGCAUCCACAACUGCAGGACCAUCAACAGGAACACCACAAUCAACAACCCCAGAAUCAACAACUUCUCAUACCACUGGUUUGUCCACAACUACAGGACCACCAACAACAAAGCCAACAACAGCUACAGAAAGCACUGGGGCUUUCACAACUGCAGGACCAUCAACAGGAACUUCUCAUACCACUAGUUUGUCUACAACAACAGGACCACCAACAACAAAACAAACAACAGCCACACAAACCACUGGUGCAUUCACAACUGCAGGACUAUCAACGGGAACAGCACAAUCAACAACACAAGUAUCAAAAACUUCUCAUACCACUGGUUUAUCCACAACUACAGGACCACCAACAACACAACCAAUAACAGCUACACAAACCACUGGUGCAUCCACAACUGCAGGACCAUCAACAGAAACAGCACAAUCAACAACACAAGUAUUAACAACUUCUCAUACCACUGGUUUGUCAACAACAACAGGACCACCAACAACAAAACCCACAACAGCUACACAAACGACUGGUGCUUCCACAACUGCAGGAACAUCAGCAGUAACAGAACAAUCAACAACCCCAGAAUCAACAACUUCUCAUACCACUGGUUUGUCCACAAUUACAGGACCACCAACAACAAAACCAACAACAGCUACACAAACCACUGGUGCUUCCACAACUGCAGGACCAUCAACGAGAUCAGCACAAUCAACAACACAAGUAUCAACAACUUCUCAUACCACUGGUUUAUCCACAACAACAGGACCACCAACAACACAACCAACCCCAGCUACACAAACCACUGGUGCAUCCACAACUGCAGGACCAUCAACAGGAACACCACAAUCAACAACACAAGUAUCAACAACUUUUCAUACCACUGGUUUGUCCACAACAACAGGACCACCAACAACAAAACCAACAACAGCUACACAAACGACUGGUGCUUCCACAACUGCAGGAACAUCAGCAGUAACAGAACAAUCAACAACCCCAGAAUCAACAACUUCUCAUACCACUGGAUUGUCCACAACUACAGGACCACCAACAACACAAACAGCAACAGCUACAGAAACCAUUGGUGCAUCCACAACUGCAGGACCAUCAACGGGAACAGCACAAUCAACAACACAAGUAUCAACAACUUCUCAUACCACUGGUUUGUCCACAACAACAGGACCACCAACAACAAAACCAACAACAGCUACACAAACGACUGGUGCUUCCACAACUGCAGGAACAUCAGCAGUAACAAAACAAUCAACAACCCCAGAAUCAACAACUUCUCAUACCACUGGUUUGUCCACAACUACAGGACCACCAACAACAAAGCCAACAACAGCUACACAAAGCACUGGUGCUUCCACAACUGCAGGACCAUCAACGAGAACAGCACAAUCAACAACACAAGUAUCGACAACUUCUCAUACCACUGGUUUAUCCACAACUACAGGACCGCCAACAACACAACCAACCACAGCUACACAAACCACUGGUGCAUCCACAACUGCAGGACCAACAACAGGAACACCACAAUCAACAACACAAGUAUCGACAACUUCUCAUACCACUGGUUUAUCCACAACUACAGGACCACCAACAACACAACCAACCACAGCUACACAAACCACUGGUGCAUCCACAACUGCAGGACCAACAACAGGAACACCACAAUCAACAACACAAGUAUCAACAACUUUUCAUACCACUGGUUUGCCCACAACAACAGGACCACCAACAAAACCAACAACAGCUACACAAACGACUGGUGCUUCCACAACUGCAGGAACAUCAGCAGUAACAGAACAAUCAACAACCCCAGAAUCAACAACUUCUCAUACCACUGGUUUGUCCACAACUACAGGACCACCAACAACACAACCAACAACAGCUACAAAAACGACUGGUGCUUCCACAACUGCACGACCAUCAACAGGAACAGCACAAUCAACAACACAAGUAUCAACAACUUCUCAUACCACUGGUUUGUUCACAACAACAGGACCACCACCAACAAAACCAACAACAGCUACACAAACCACUGGUGCUUCCACAACUGCAGGACCAUCAACGAGAACAGCACAAUCAACAACACAAGUAUCAACAACUUCUCAUACCACUGGUUUAUCCACAACUACAGGACCACCAACCACACAACCAACCACAGCUACACAAACCACUGGUGCGUCCACAACUGCAGGACCAUCAACGGGAACACCACAAUCAACAACACAAGUAUCAACAACUUUUCAUACCACUGGUUUGUUCACAACAACAGGACCACCACCAACAAAACCAACAACAGCUACACAAACCACUGGUGCUUCCACAACUGCAGGAUCAUCAACGAGAACAGCACAAUCAACAACACAAGUAUCAACAACUUCUCAUACCACUGGUUUAUCCACAACUACAGGACCACCAACCACACAACCAACCACAGCUACACAAACCACUGGUGCGUCCACAACUGCUGGACCAUCAACGGGAACACCACAAUCAACAACACAAGUAUCAACAACUUCUCAUACCACUGGUUUGUCCACAACUACAGGACCACCAACAACACGAACAACAACAGCUACACAAACCACUAGUGCAUCCACAACUGCAGGACCAUCAACAGGAACACCACAAUCAACAACACAAGUAUCAACAACUUUUCAUACCACUGGUUUGUCCACAACAACAGGACCCCCAACAACAAAACCAACAACAGCUACACAAACGACUGGUGCUUCCACAACUGCAGGAACAUCAGCAGUAACAGAACAAUCAACAACCCCAGAAUCAACAAUUUCACAUACCACUGGUUUGUCCACAACUACAGGACCACCAACAACAAAGCCAACAACAGCUACACAAAUCACUGGUGCUUCCACAACUGCAGGACCAUCAACGAGAACAGCACAAUCAACAACACAAGUAUCAACAACUUCUCAUACCACUGGUUUAUCCACAACUACAAGACCAUCAACAACACAACCAACCACAGCUACACAAACCACUGGUGCGUCCACAACUGCAGGACCAUCAACGGGAACACCACAAUCAACAACACAAGUAUCAACAACUUCUCAUACCACUGGUUUGUCCACAACUACAGGACCACCAACAACAAAACCAACAACAGCUACACAAACGACUGGUGCUUCCACAACUGCAGGACCAUCCACAGGAACACCACAAUCAACAACACAAGUAUCAACAACUUCUCAUACCACUGGUUUAUCCACAACUACAGGACCACCAACAACACAACCAACCACAGCUACACAAACCACUGGUGCAUCCACAACUGCAGGACCAUCAACAGGAACACCACAAUCAACAACACAAGUAUCAACAACUUUUCAUACCACUGGUUUGUCCACAACAACAGGACCACCAACAACAAAACCAACCACAGCUACACAAACCACUGGUGCAUCCACAACUGCAGGACCAUCAACAGGAACACCACAAUCAACAACACAAGUAUCAACAACUUUUCAUACCACUGGUUUGUCCACAACAACAGGACCCCCAACAACAAAACCAACAACAGCUACACAAACGACUGGUGCUUCCACAACUGCAGGAACAUCAGCAGUAACAGAACAAUCAACAACCCCAGAAUCAACAAUUUCUCAUACCACUGGUUUGUCCACAACUACAGGACCACCAACAACAAAGCCAACAACAGCUACACAAACGACUGGUGCUUCCACAACUGGAGGACCAUCAACGAGAACAGCACAAUCAACAACACAAGUAUCAACAACUUCUCAUACCACUGGUUUAUCCACAACUACAGGACCACCAACAACACGAACAACAACAGCUACACAAACCACUGGUGCAUCCACAACUGCAGGACCAUCAACAGGAACACCACAAUCAACAACACAAGUAUCAACAACUUUUCAUACCACUGGUUUGUCCACAACAACAGGACCACCAACAACAAAACCAACCACAGCUACACAAACCACUGGUGCAUCCACAACUGCAGGACCAUCAACAGGAACACCACAAUCAACAACACAAGUAUCAACAACUUUUCAUACCACUGGUUUGUCCACAACAACAGGACCCCCAACAACAAAACCAACAACAGCUACACAAACGACUGGUGCUUCCACAACUGCAGGAACAUCAGCAGUAACAGAACAAUCAACAACCCCAGAAUCAACAAUUUCUCAUACCACUGGUUUGUCCACAACUACAGGACCACCAACAACAAAGCCAACAACAGCUACACAAAUCUCUGGUGCUUCCACAACUGCAGGACCAUCAACGAGAACAGCACAAUCAACAACACAAGUAUCAACAACUUCUCAUACCACUGGUUUAUCCACAACUACAAGACCAUCAACAACACAACCAACCACAGCUACACAAACCACUGGUGCGUCCACAACUGCAGGACCAUCAACGGGAACACCACAAUCAACAACACAAGUAUCAACAACUUCUCAUACCACUGGUUUGUCCACAACUACAGGACCACCAACAACACGAACAACAACAGCUACACAAACCACUGGUGCAUCCACAACUGCAGGACCAUCAACGAGAACAGCACAAUCAACAACACAAGUAUCAACAACUUCUCAUACCACUGGUUUAUCCACAACUACAGGACCACCAACAACACAUCCAACCACAGCUACACAAACCACUGGUGCAUCCACAACUGCAGGACCAUCAACAGGAACACCACAAUCAACAACACAAGUAUCAACAACUUUUCAUACCACUGGUUUGUCCACAACAACAGGACCACCAACAACAAAACCAACCACAGCUACACAAACCACUGGUGCAUCCACAACUGCAGGACCAUCAACAGGAACACCACAAUCAACAACACAAGUAUCAACAACUUUUCAUACCACUGGUUUGUCCACAACAACAGGACCCCCAACAACAAAACCAACAACAGCUACACAAACGACUGGUGCUUCCACAACUGCAGGAACAUCAGCAGUAACAAAACAAUCAACAACCCCAGAAUCAACAAUUUCUCAUACCACUGGUUUGUCCACAACUACAGGACCACCAACAACAAAGCCAACAACAGCUACACAAACCACUGGUGCGUCCACAACUGCAGGACCAUCAACGGGAACACCACAAUCAACAACACAAGUAUCAACAACUUCUCAUACCACUGGUUUGUCCACAACUACAGGACCACCAACAACACGAACAACAACAGCUACACAAACCACUGGUGCAUCCACAACUGCAGGACCAUCAACGGGAACAGCACAAUCAACAACACAAGUAUCAACAACUUCUCAUACCACUGGUUUGUCCACAACUACAGGACCACCAACAACACGAACAACAACAGCUACACAAACCACUGGUGCAUCCACAACUGCAGGACCAUCAACGAGAACAGCACAAUCAACAACACAAGAAUCAACAACUUCUCAUACCACUGGUUUAUCCACAACUACAGGACCACCAACAACACAACCAACCACAGCUACACAAACCACUGGUGCAUCCACAACUGCAGGACCAUCAACAGGAACACCACAAUCAACAACACAAGUAUCAACAACUUUUCAUACCACUGGUUUGUCCACAACAACAGGACCACCAACAACAAAACCAACCACAGCUACACAAACCACUGGUGCAUCCACAACUGCAGGAACAUCAGCAGUAAUAGAACAAUCAACAACCCCAGAAUCAACAAUUUCUCAUACCACUGGUUUGUCCACAACUACAGGACCACCAACAACAAAGCCAACAACAGCUACACAAACCACUGGUGCUUCCACAACUGCAGGACCAUCAACGAGAACAGCACAAUCAACAACACAAGUAUCAACAAUUUCUCAUACCACUGGUUUGUCCACAACUACAGGACUACCAACAACACGAACAACAACAGCUACACAAACCACUGGUGCAUCCACAACUGCAGGACCAUCAACGAGAACAGCACAAUCAACAACACAAGUAUCAACAACUUCUCAUACCACUGGUUUAUCCACAACUACAGGACCACCAACAACACAACCAACCACAGCUACACAAACCACUGGUGCAUCCACAACUGCAGGACCAUCAACAGGAACACCACAAUCAACAACACAAGUAUCAACAACUUCUCAUACCACUGGUUUGUCCACAACAACAGGACCACCAACAAAAAAACCAACCACAGCUACACAAACCACUGGUGCAUCCACAACUGCAGGACCAUCAACAGGAACACCACAAUCAACAACACAAGUAUCAACAACUUUUCAUACCACUGGUUUGUCCACAACAACAGGACCCCCAACAACAAAACCAACAACAGCUACACAAACGACUGGUGCUUCCACAACUGCAGGAACAUCAGCAGUAACAGAACAAUCAACAACCCCAGAAUCAACAAUUUCUCAUACCACUGGUUUGUCCACAACUACAGGACCACCAACAACAAAGCCAACAACAGCUACACAAAUCACUGGUGCUUCCACAACUGCAGGACCAUCAACGAGAACAGCACAAUCAACAACACAAGUAUCAACAACUUCUCAUACCACUGGUUUGUCCACAACUACAGGACCACCAACAACACAACCAACCACAGCUACACAAACCACUGGUGCAUCCACAACUGCAGGACCAUCAACAGGAACACCACAAUCAACAACACAAGUAUCAACAACUUUUCAUACCACUGGUUUGUCCACAACAACAAAACCAACCACAGCUACACAAACCACUGGUGCAUCCACAACUGCAGGACCAUCAACAGGAACACCACAAUCAACAACACAAGUAUCAACAACUUUUCAUACAACUGGUUUGUCCACAACAACAGGACCCCCAACAACAAAACCAACAACAGCUACACAAACGACUGGUGCUUCCACAACUGCAGGAACAUCAGCAGUAACAGAACAAUCAACAACCCCAGAAUCAACAAUUUCACAUACCACUGGUUUGUCCACAACUACAGGACCACCAACAAAAAAACCAACCACAGCUACACAAACCACUGGUGCAUCCACAACUGCAGGACCAUCAACAGGAACACCACAAUCAACAACACAAUUAUCAACAACUUUUCAUACCACUGGUUUGUCCACAACAACAGGACCCCCAACAACAAAACCAACAACAGCUACACAAACGACUGGUGCUUCCACAACUGCAGGAACAUCAGCAGUAACAGAACAAUCAACAACCCCAGAAUCAACAAUUUCUCAUACCACUGGUUUGUCCACAACUACAGGACCACCAACAACAAAGCCAACAACAGCUACACAAAUCACUGGUGCUUCCACAACUGCAGGACCAUCAACGAGAACAGCACAAUCAACAACACAAGUAUCAACAACUUCUCAUACCACUGGUUUGUCCACAACUACAGGACCACCAACAACACAACCAACCACAGCUACACAAACCACUGGUGCAUCCACAACUGCAGGACCAUCAACAGGAACACCACAAUCAACAACACAAGUAUCAACAACUUUUCAUACCACUGGUUUGUCCACAACAACAAAACCAACCACAGCUACACAAACCACUGGUGCAUCCACAACUGCAGGACCAUCAACAGGAACACCACAAUCAACAACACAAGUAUCAACAACUUUUCAUACCACUGGUUUGUCCACAACAACAGGACCCCCAACAACAAAACCAACAACAGCUACACAAACGACUGGUGCUUCCACAACUGCAGGAACAUCAGCAGUAACAGAACAAUCAACAACCCCAGAAUCAACAAGUUCACAUACCACUGGAUUGUCCACAACUACAGGACCACCAACAACAAAGCCAACAACAGCUACACAAAUCACUGGUGCUUCCACAACUGCAGGACCAUCAACGAGAACAGCACAAUCAACAACACAAGUAUCAACAACUUCUCAUACCACUGGUUUAUCCACAACUACAAGACCAUCAACAACACAACCAACCACAGCUACACAAACCACUGGUGCGUCCACAACUGCAGGACCAUCAACGGGAACACCACAAUCAACAACACAAGUAUCAACAACUUCUCAUACCACUGGUUUGUCCACAACUACAGGACCACCAACAACACAAGCAACAACAGCUACACAAACCACCAGUGCGUCCACAACUGCAGGACCAUCCACAGGAACACCACAAUCAACAACACAAGUAUCAACAACUUUUCAUACCACUGGUUUAUCCACAACUACAGGACCACCAACAACACAACCAACCACAGCUACACAAACCACUGGUGCAUCCACAACUGCAGGACCAUCAACAGGAACACCACAAUCAACAACACAAGUAUCAACAACUUUUCAUACCACUGGUUUGUCCACAACAACAGGACCCUCAACAACAAAACCAACGACAGCUACACAAACGACUGGUGCUUCCACAACUGCAGGAACAUCAGCAGUAACAGAACAAUCAACAACCCCAGAAUCAACAAUUUCUCAUACCACUGGUUUGUCCACAACUACAGGACCACCAACAACAAAGCCAACAACAGCUACACAAAUCACUGGUGCUUCCACAACUGCAGGACCAUCAACGAGAACAGCACAAUCAACAACACAAGUAUCAACAACUUCUCAUACCACUGGUUUAUCCACAACUACAAGACCAUCAACAACACAACCAACCACAGCUACACAAACCACUGGUGCGUCCACAACUGCAGGACCAUCAACGGGAACACCACAAUCAACAACACAAGUAUCAACAACUUCUCAUACCACUGGUUUGUCCACAACUACAGGACCACCAACAACACGACCAACAACAGCUACACAAACCACUGGUGCAUCCACAACUGCAGGACCAUCAACGAGAACAGCACAAUCAACAACACAAGUAUCAACAACUUCUCAUACCACUGGUUUGUCCACAACUACAGGACCACCAACAACACGAACAACAACAGCUACACAAACCACUGGUGCAUCCACAACUGCAGGACCAUCAACGAGAACAGCACAAUCAACAACACAAGAAUCAACAACUUCUCAUACCACUGGUUUAUCCACAACUACAGGACCACCAACAACACAACCAACCACAGCUACACAAACCACUGGUGCAUCCACAACUGCAGGACCAUCAACAGGAACACCACAAUCAACAACACAAGUAUCAACAACUUCUCAUACCACUGGUUUGUCCACAACAACAGGACCACCAACAACAAAACCAACCACAGCUACACAAACCACUGGUGCAUCCACAACUGCAGGACCAUCAACAGGAACACCACAAUCAACAACACAAGUAUCAACAACUUUUCAUACCACUGGUUUGUCCACAACAACAGGACCCCCAACAACAAAACCAACAACAGCUACACAAACGACUGGUGCUUCCACAACUGCAGGAACAUCAGCAGUAACAGAACAAUCAACAACCCCAGAAUCAACAAUUUCUCAUACCACUGGUUUGUCCACAACUACAGGACCACCAACAACAAAGCCAACAACAGCUACACAAACCACUGGUGCUUCCACAACUGCAGGACCAUCAACGAGAACAGCACAAUCAACAACACAAGUAUCAACAACUUCUCAUACCACUGGUUUGUCCACAACUACAGGACUACCAACAACACGAACAACAACAGCUACACAAACCACUGGUGCAUCCACAACUGCAGGACCAUCAACGAGAACAGCACAAUCAACAACACAAGUAUCAACAACUUCUCAUACCACUGGUUUAUCCACAACUACAGGACCACCAACAACACAACCAACCACAGCUACACAAACCACUGGUGCAUCCACAACUGCAGGACCAUCAACAGGAACACCACAAUCAACAACAAAAGUAUCAACAACUUCUCAUACCACUGGUUUGUCCACAACAACAGGACCCCCAACAACAAAACCAACAACAGCUACACAAACGACUGGUGCUUCCACAACUGCAGGAACAUCAGCAGUAACAGAACAAUCAACAACCCCAGAAUCAACAAUUUCUCAUACCACUGGUUUGUCCACAACUACAGGACCACCAACAACAAAACCAACCACAGCUACACAAACCACUGGUGCAUCCACAACUGCAGGACCAUCAACAGGAACACCACAAUCAACAACACAAGUAUCAACAACUUUUCAUACCACUGGUUUGUCCACAACAACAGGACCACCAACAACACAACCAACCACAGCUACACAAACCACUGGUGCAUCCACAACUGCAGGACCAUCAACAGGAACACCACAAUCAACAACACAAGUAUCAACAACUUCUCAUACCACUGGUUUGUCCACAACAACAGGACCACCAACAAAAAAACCAACCACAGCUACACAAACCACUGGUGCAUCCACAACUGCAGGACCAUCAACAGGAACACCACAAUCAACAACACAAGUAUCAACAACUUUUCAUACCACUGGUUUGUCCACAACAACAAAACCAACCACAGCUACACAAACCACUGGUGCAUCCACAACUGCAGGACCAUCAACAGGAACACCACAAUCAACAACACAAGUAUCAACAACUUUUCAUACCACUGGUUUGUCCACAACAACAGGACCCCCAACAACAAAACCAACAACAGCUACACAAACGACUGGUGCUUCCACAACUGCAGGAACAUCAGCAGUAACAGAACAAUCAACAACCCCAGAAUCAACAACUUCUCAUACCACUGGUUUGUCCACAACUACAGGACCACCAACAACACAACCAACCACAGCUACACAAACCACUGGUGCAUCCACAACUGCAGGACCAUCAACAGGAACACCACAAUCAACAACACAAGUAUCAACAACUUUUCAUACCACUGGUUUGUCCACAACAACAAAACCAACCACAGCUACACAAACCACUGGUGCAUCCACAACUGCAGGACCAUCAACAGGAACACCACAAUCAACAACACAAGUAUCAACAACUUUUCAUACCACUGGUUUGUCCACAACAACAGGACCCCCAACAACAAAACCAACAACAGCUACACAAACGACUGGUGCUUCCACAACUGCAGGAACAUCAGCAGUAACAGAACAAUCAACAACCCCAGAAUCAACAAUUUCACAUACCACUGGUUUGUCCACAACUACAGGACCACCAACAAAAAAACCAACCACAGCUACACAAACCACUGGUGCAUCCACAACUGCAGGACCAUCAACAGGAACACCACAAUCAACAACACAAGUAUCAACAACUUUUCAUACCACUGGUUUGUCCACAACAACAGGACCCCCAACAACAAAACCAACAACAGCUACACAAACGACUGGUGCUUCCACAACUGCAGGAACAUCAGCAGUAACAGAACAAUCAACAACCCCAGAAUCAACAAUUUCUCAUACCACUGGUUUGUCCACAACUACAGGACCACCAACAACAAAGCCAACAACAGCUACACAAAUCACUGGUGCUUCCACAACUGCAGGACCAUCAACGAGAACAGCACAAUCAACAACACAAGUAUCAACAACUUCUCAUACCACUGGUUUGUCCACAACUACAGGACCACCAACAACACAACCAACCACAGCUACACAAACCACUGGUGCAUCCACAACUGCAGGACCAUCAACAGGAACACCACAAUCAACAACACAAGUAUCAACAACUUUUCAUACCACUGGUUUGUCCACAACAACAAAACCAACCACAGCUACACAAACCACUGGUGCAUCCACAACUGCAGGACCAUCAACAGGAACACCACAAUCAACAACACAAGUAUCAACAACUUUUCAUACCACUGGUUUGUCCACAACAACAGGACCCCCAACAACAAAACCAACAACAGCUACACAAACGACUGGUGCUUCCACAACUGCAGGAACAUCAGCAGUAACAGAACAAUCAACAACCCCAGAAUCAACAAGUUCACAUACCACUGGUUUGUCCACAACUACAGGACCACCAACAACAAAGCCAACAACAGCUACACAAAUCACUGGUGCUUCCACAACUGCAGGACCAUCAACGAGAACAGCACAAUCAACAACACAAGUAUCAACAACUUCUCAUACCACUGGUUUAUCCACAACUACAAGACCAUCAACAACACAACCAACCACAGCUACACAAACCACUGGUGCGUCCACAACUGCAGGACCAUCAACGGGAACACCACAAUCAACAACACAAGUAUCAACAACUUCUCAUACCACUGGUUUGUCCACAACUACAGGACCACCAACAACACAAGCAACAACAGCUACACAAACCACCAGUGCGUCCACAACUGCAGGACCAUCCACAGGAACACCACAAUCAACAACACAAGUAUCAACAACUUUUCAUACCACUGGUUUAUCCACAACUACAGGACCACCAACAACACAACCAACCACAGCUACACAAACCACUGGUGCAUCCACAACUGCAGGACCAUCAACAGGAACACCACAAUCAACAACACAAGUAUCAACAACUUUUCAUACCACUGGUUUGUCCACAACAACAGGACCCUCAACAACAAAACCAACAACAGCUACACAAACGACUGGUGCUUCCACAACUGCAGGAACAUCAGCAGUAACAGAACAAUCAACAACCCCAGAAUCAACAAUUUCUCAUACCACUGGUUUGUCCACAACUACAGGACCACCAACAACAAAGCCAACAACAGCUACACAAAUCACUGGUGCUUCCACAACUGCAGGACCAUCAACGAGAACAGCACAAUCAACAACACAAGUAUCAACAACUUCUCAUACCACUGGUUUAUCCACAACUACAAGACCAUCAACAACACAACCAACCACAGCUACACAAACCACUGGUGCGUCCACAACUGCAGGACCAUCAACGGGAACACCACAAUCAACAACACAAGUAUCAACAACUUCUCAUACCACUGGUUUGUCCACAACUACAGGACCACCAACAACACGACCAACAACAGCUACACAAACCACUGGUGCAUCCACAACUGCAGGACCAUCAACGAGAACAGCACAAUCAACAACACAAGUAUCAACAACUUCUCAUACCACUGGUUUAUCCACAACUACAGGACCACCAACAACACAACCAACCACAGCUACACAAACCACUGGUGCAUCCACAACUGCAGGACCAUCAACAGGAACACCACAAUCAACAACACAAGUAUCAACAACUUUUCAUACCACUGGUUUGUCCACAACAACAGGACCACCAACAACAAAACCAACCACAGCUACACAAACCACUGGUGCAUCCACAACUGCAGGACCAUCAACAGGAACACCACAAUCAACAACACAAGUAUCAACAACUUUUCAUACCACUGGUUUGUCCACAACAACAGGACCCCCAACAACAAAACCAACAACAGCUACACAAACGACUGGUGCUUCCACAACUGCAGGAACAUCAGCAGUAACAAAACAAUCAACAACCCCAGAAUCAACAAUUUCUCAUACCACUGGUUUGUCCACAACUACAGGACCACCAACAACAAAGCCAACAACAGCUACACAAACCACUGGUGCGUCCACAACUGCAGGACCAUCAACGAGAACAGCACAAUCAACAACACAAGUAUCAACAACUUCUCAUACCACUGGUUUAUCCACAACUACAAGACCAUCAACAACACAACCAACCACAGCUACACAAACCACUGGUGCGUCCACAACUGCAGGACCAUCAACGGGAACACCACAAUCAACAACACAAGUAUCAACAACUUCUCAUACCACUGGUUUGUCCACAACUACAGGACCACCAACAACACGAACAACAACAGCUACACAAACCACUGGUGCAUCCACAACUGCAGGACCAUCAACGGGAACAGCACAAUCAACAACACAAGUAUCAACAACUUCUCAUACCACUGGUUUGUCCACAACUACAGGACCACCAACAACACGAACAACAACAGCUACACAAACCACUGGUGCAUCCACAACUGCAGGACCAUCAACGAGAACAGCACAAUCAACAACACAAGAAUCAACAACUUCUCAUACCACUGGUUUAUCCACAACUACAGGACCACCAACAACACAACCAACCACAGCUACACAAACCACUGGUGCAUCCACAACUGCAGGACCAUCAACAGGAACACCACAAUCAACAACACAAGUAUCAACAACUUCUCAUACCACUGGUUUGUCCACAACAACAGGACCACCAACAACAAAACCAACCACAGCUACACAAACCACUGGUGCAUCCACAACUGCAGGACCAUCAACAGGAACACCACAAUCAACAACACAAGUAUCAACAACUUUUCAUACCACUGGUUUGUCCACAACAACAGGACCCCCAACAACAAAACCAACAACAGCUACACAAACGACUGGUGCUUCCACAACUGCAGGAACAUCAGCAGUAACAGAACAAUCAACAACCCCAGAAUCAACAAUUUCUCAUACCACUGGUUUGUCCACAACUACAGGACCACCAACAACAAAGCCAACAACAGCUACACAAACCACUGGUGCUUCCACAACUGCAGGACCAUCAACGAGAACAGCACAAUCAACAACACAAGUAUCAACAACUUCUCAUACCACUGGUUUGUCCACAACUACAGGACUACCAACAACACGAACAACAACAGCUACACAAACCACUGGUGCAUCCACAACUGCAGGACCAUCAACGAGAACAGCACAAUCAACAACACAAGUAUCAACAACUUCUCAUACCACUGGUUUAUCCACAACUACAGGACCACCAACAACACAACCAACCACAGCUACACAAACCACUGGUGCAUCCACAACUGCAGGACCAUCAACAGGAACACCACAAUCAACAACACAAGUAUCAACAACUUCUCAUACCACUGGUUUGUCCACAACAACAGGACCCCCAACAACAAAACCAACAACAGCUACACAAACGACUGGUGCUUCCACAACUGCAGGAACAUCAGCAGUAACAGAACAAUCAACAACCCCAGAAUCAACAAUUUCUCAUACCACUGGUUUGUCCACAACUACAGGACCACCAACAACAAAGCCAACAACAGCUACACAAACCACUGGUGCAUCCACAACUGCAGGACCAUCAUCAGGAACACCACAAUCAACAACACAAGUAUCAACAACUUUUCAUACCACUGGUUUGUCCACAACAACAGGACCCCCAACAACAGCUACACAAACGACUGGUGCUUCCACAACUGCAGGAACAUCAGCAGUAACAGAACAAUCAACAACCCCAGAAUCAACAAUUUCUCAUACCACUGGUUUGUCCACAACUACAGGACCACCAACAACAAAGCCAACAACAGCUACACAAACCACUGGUGCUUCCACAACUGCAGGACCAUCAACGAGAACAGCACAAUCAACAACACAAGUAUCGACAACUUCUCAUACCACUGGUUUAUCCACAACUACAGGACCACCAACAACACAACCAACCACAGCUACACAAACCACUGGUGCAUCCACAACUGCAGGACCAUCAUCAGGAACACCACAAUCAACAACAACACAAGUAUCAACAACUUUUCAUACCACUGGUUUGUCCACAACAACAGGACCACCAACAACAAAACCAACAACAGCUACAAAAACGACUGGUGCUUCCACAACUGCAGGUACAUCAGCAGUAACAGAACAAUCAACAACCCCAGAAUCAACAACUUCUCAUACCACUGGUUUGUCCACAACUACAGGACCACCAACAACACGAACAACAACAGCUACACAAACCACUGGCGCUUCCACAACUGCAGGACCAUCAACAGGAACAGCACAAUCAACAACACAAGUAUCAACAACUUCUCAUACCACUGGUUUGUCCACAACAAGAGGACCAGCAACAACACAACCAACAACAGCUACACAAACCACUGGUGCUUCCACAACUGCAGGACCGUCAACGGGAACAGCACAAUCAACAACACAAGUAUCAACAACUUCUCAUACCACUGGUUUGUACACAACUACAGGACCACCAACAACACAAGCAACAACAGCUACACAAACCACCAGUGCGUCCACAACUGCAGGACCAUCCACAGGAACACCACAAUCAACAACACAAGUAUCAACAACUUCUCAUACUACUGGUUUGUCCACAACUACAGGACCAACAACAACACAACCAACAACACCUAAACAAACCACUGGAGCUUCCACAACUGCAGGACCAUCAACAGGAACACCACAAUCAACAACACGAGUAUCAACAACUUCUCAUACCACUGGUUUGUCCACAACAACAGGACCAACACCAACAAAACCAACAACAGCUACACAAACCACUGGUGCGUCCACAACUGCAGGAACGUCAAUGGGAACAGCACAAUCAACAACACAAGUAUCAAAAACUUCUCAUACCACUGGUUUGUCCACAAUAACAGGACCACCAACAACACAACCAACAACAGCUACUCAAACCACUGGUUCGUCCACAACUGCAGGACCACCAACAACACAACCAACAACAGCUACACAAACCACUGGGGUGUCCACAUCUACAGCACCAUCAACAGGAACAACACAACCAACUACACAAUUAACAAAAGAAACUGCUACUUCCACCAUUACUGCUACAACAUCAAAACCAUUGUCUACUACAGUGACAGAAACAUCAACAAAGUUUACAGUCUUCACACAAUCAACUGAACAAACAUCUCAUUUCACUUCACACCAAAUAAAAAUUACAACAAGUUGUUACUGCACAUUCGCAAAUGAAACAUUCCCUCCAGGGUCUAUGAUAUACAACCAAACUGAUAAAGCAGACUGGUGCUACACUGCUUACUGCAACUCAAGUUGUUUUGUUGAGAUAACGAAGAACCCGUGUUAUAAAACUACUACAGUUCCAGUUUCAACAGUUCCAAAAGAUUGUAAUGAUGUCAACCGAAAGAAUGGAGAAUCGUGGACUGAAGAAUGUAUGACGAAAACGUGCACAGAAGGGACGGUGACCUCCACCCCUGUACAGUGUGACACAAAUGAUGCCCUGGUACCUACGUGUGCUAAUGGACUAACACCUGAGAAAGUGUAUUACAACAAUGGCUGCUGCUCUAAAUAUGAAUGCCAAUGUAAAUGCAGUGGCUGGGGUGACCCUCACUACAAAACAUUUGAUGGAACAUAUUAUGCUUUCCAAGGAAACUGUUCCUAUGUUUUGGUCAAAGAAAUUGUUCCUAAAUAUGAUUUCAAUGUCCACGUUAAAAACUAUUACUGUAACACUGCAAAAAAUUUUGCUUGCCCGGAGUAUGUGAUUGUGAACUACAAAUCCUAUAAUAUCAAGAUGACAAGCUAUAGCGAGGAUAUUCAGGUCUAUGUCAAUAAUGAUGUGAAGAUCCCAACAUAUAGUAAUGAAGACUUUACCAUCACCACGUCUGGAAUGGCUGUGACUUUGAGCAUCCCUGAAAUUAAAGCAGAAAUUUUAGUUAAUCAUCAUGGUUUUGAAGUCAAACUUCCAUUUUCUCAAUUUAGUGGUAAUACAGAAGGACAGUGUGGGGUCUGUGACAACAACCCUGCAAAUGACUGCAGACGUCCCGAUGGACAAACGGACGAAUCAUGUGGGAAUAUGGCACAACUGUGGGCAGACAGCCCAGAUUGUCAAACCUCUCCACAACCACCAUCUACAGGCUCCAGCUGCAAUGCACAAAACUGUGAACUCAUCAAAAGCGAUUUGUUCAAGAGUUGCCAUGCAGUGGUGCCCUAUCAAAGCUACUAUGACGCAUGUAAAUAUGACAUAUGCAACAAGAAAAGUGAAUCAAUGGCCUGUACCAGUCUGGAGGCCUAUGCACGGACGUGUGGUGAGGCGUCUAUCUGUAUUGACUGGAGAAACUCAACUGAACCUAAAGGACUAUGCGACUACAAGUGUGCUGAUCACAAAGUCUACAAGGCAUGUGGACCAAAGGUGGAAAAAACCUGCAGUACAAGAUACAACGAAAUGUUUGUGCACAAUGAAUGCCAAGAUCCAAAGUAUAUGGAAGGCUGUUUCUGUCCAGAUAACACAUAUCUACUUAGUUCAACGUCAGAUCAAUGUACAGCUAACUGCGAUUGCAUUGGCCCCGAUGGAUUAUCUAGACAGCCUGGGGAUUCAUGGACCAUCAACUGUACAACAUAUAGGUGUUCCAGUGAGAGCUUUGGUGUUGUGCAAGAGCCUGUUAAGUGUCCAGAAACAAAGCCCUGUGGCGAACAAUACAAAACAACUAUAACAAACUGCUGUCCAACAUGUGAAUGCAAUAUGGAGCUGUGUCUUAUGAAGAAAUGUGACAUUGGAUACGAGUUAGCAACAACUAAAUCUGAGGACAGCUGCUGUCCAGCCUGUGUACCCAAAAAUGUCUGUGUUUACAAUGACAAUGAGUACAAGCCUGGUGUUGAAAUCCCAACAGAUUCUUGCAACCAUUGCACAUGUGGAAUGGACAAGAACCCACAGACUAACCUAAAUAUUAUGCAAUGUUCUCCAAUAAAAUGUGAACCCUGUGGAGAGGGCUUUGAAGAGGUAAAGGUUGAAGGAGAGUGUUGUGGAAAAUGUAAGCAAACAGGAUGUUUGUAUAAAAACGCAAACAACAUCUCACAAAUUCUCAAGGUUGGAGAAAUACACAGUUCUGCAUGUGAGGAGGUGGUCUGCCAGGAGGUUGAUGGAGUGUAUUUGAUUGAAAAGUCAAUAAUGAAUUGCCCGGCCUUUAAUCCAGUUGAUUGUGUGCCGGGGACGGAGAGAAUGGAUCCAAAUGGAUGCUGCAAAAUCUGUGAUCGUAAAAACUGUGCAGUCGUAAGCACCACAGAGAAAGUGAGCGCAAACGACUGCAUAUCCAUCGAUCCUAUAGAAAUGACGUCCUGCAGUGGCCAAUGUGGUACCAAGUCAAUGUAUUCAAUGGAGCAAGGCUCAAUGAUGCACGUCUGUUCUUGUUGCCGGGAGCUGAAAACUAGCAUUAAAGAAGUGAAGCUGAAGUGUCCAAAUAACAAAGUGAUCUCGCACAAAUACAUCCACAUUGACAGCUGUGAAUGCACUCCAACCAAGUGUGAGGAAUGAAGACCGGAUAACAGAUUAUUUCGCUAUCUAUCAGACCUUGCAUUGAAUAUUUCAGAUUUGAACAUGACUCUUUAACAAUUUUAAAAAAUGAUUUGCAAAUUUAAAGUUAAUGCUUAAAAUAUUUUCUAAGUAUAGCUUAAACUGUACUCGUUUAACAUAUCUUAACUGACUUUAUUUUUUUUCUUUCUACACUUUUUGAUUUUUCUGUAAUGUUUAAUGAAAUUAUAUAUAAUUAAUUUUAAUGAAGGUGAAUGUUAAACACAAUAAAGUAAGCAGCAAUUGA
Paramisgurnus dabryanus is the source of this 23533-nucleotide messenger RNA. NCBI's taxonomy places the organism in Eukaryota, Metazoa, Chordata, Actinopteri, Cypriniformes, Cobitidae. The record is from RefSeq and is a predicted model, not a curated record.